Messenger RNA from Tribolium madens (black flour beetle), 2270 nucleotides. RefSeq lists its product as uncharacterized. The coding region runs from base 205 to 1833 and encodes 542 amino acids. The record is from RefSeq and is a predicted model, not a curated record. The transcript is spliced from 3 exons. NCBI's taxonomy places the organism in Eukaryota, Metazoa, Arthropoda, Insecta, Coleoptera, Tenebrionidae.
GCGGUUAUAGUGGUAGUCCACGAGACAGGUGGAUUCCAUUCUUGGUCCGAACGAGCAUCGCGUUAGCUGGUGUGGUUUUAGUGUACCCUUUUAACUAGUUCAGUGAUCCAAGACACGGCUCUCCUAGAGCAGGAUUACCACUCUUGGGGGCUGCCGCGCCGAACACAGACAGAAUAACCUGCUCCUGGAGAAGAUCGUAAGGAAAUGCCGUUGCACAUACUCGUCGCAGUCGGCCUUUUUUGUCAAGGGCUGGCCGUCCUGGGUGAAGACGUCGAAGUGGUCGAGGCCGUUCCUGGCUCGGAAGAGACCCAAGAACACAGCAACGAAGACAACGACACCAACCCGGACCAACUCGCUCUCGAAGAACAAGACCAACCUCCCAAAAAACUCGCCUAUAACGGCCCUCCACGAGGACCCAUAAACAUACCUCCCAGGAACAACCAACACUACCCCCACAAACCAUUCAAGAACAACAAACCAAUCUAUGACAACAAGAAUGCCUACAAUGGGCCUCCUCCACCUCCCCCAAAGCAAGCCAUGGACAAAUAUGGGACAUCAGGGGGGGAUAUAUGGCCGGCCCCCGUUCCAGACAUGCCCAAAAUCAUCUCGCUUGAUGUCAAGUGUGAGAAAAAUCUAAUGAAGGUCUAUAUCGGUUUUGAUAAACCUUUCUACGGGAUUGUCUUCAGUAAAGGUCACUAUAGUAAUGUCCAUUGCGUGCAUCUCCCUGCCGGGCUUGGGCGGACUUCCGCCCAUUUCGAAAUCGGGAUUCACGCCUGUGGGACAUCUGGGAACACCGAAAAUGGGCUUUAUGGGUAUGGAGCGGAGUCGGGAUCUGGGACUUAUUUCGAAAACAUCAUAGUGAUCCAGUACGACCCUCAGGUGCAGGAAGUCUGGGACCAAGCCCGGAAACUACGUUGCACGUGGCAUGACCAAUACGAAAAAUCAGUUACUUUCCGACCUUUCCCAGUCGACAUGCUUGAUGUAGUCAGGACUGACUUUGCGGGUGAUAAUGUCGGUUGCUGGAUGCAAAUCCAGGUCGGGAAAGGCCCAUGGGCUAGCGAAGUCUCCGGUUUGGUCAAAAUCGGCCAAACUAUGACCAUGGUCCUUGCUAUAAAAGACGACGACAGUAAAUUCGACAUGUUGGUCAGAAACUGUAUGGCACAUGACGGUAAAAGAGCCCCAAUCCAGCUGGUUGACCAGAAGGGUUGCGUCACUCGUCCCAAACUCAUGUCAAGGUUCACCAAAAUCAAGAAUUUCGGGGCUUCCGCCUCUGUGCUGUCCUAUGCACAUUUCCAAGCUUUCAAAUUCCCGGAUAGUAUGGAAGUCCAUUUCCAGUGUACCAUCCAGAUUUGUCGGUACCAAUGCCCGGAUCAGUGCUCCGAAACGAAUUUGGGUCAUAAUGGGAUUCUUGAGUUGGCUCAUAGUGCCCCCGAUGCGGGGUAUGGCCCACCGCCGCCUCCGCCGCUCUCAAUUGAGGCCUAUUUGCACGGGGGGCGGCCCAGAGACGAACGCAGAGUUCGCAGGUCGGUCAAAAACGACCCUGAGAAAGAAGUGGGUCUUAAUCGAGUCAUUCGAGUGGUUUCAACAGGUGAUUUAACCUUCUCCCUUGAUGAUAACAACAACACCACCACUAUGGUAUUCCCCGCGAAGGAGGAGCUGGCCAGUCCGGGUCUGAUUUGUAUGACCACGCCCGGAUUUGCGGCCACUUUGGUGGUGCUUUUAGGUAUUCUUAUCAUUUCGUGUCUGAUGUCAGCUUUCCUCUGUGUGAGAUUAAGGCCUAAAGCUUCAGGGCACCAAAAAAAAGCGACGACCAAAAGUUGUUUCUACUCGUAAUAAAGCUCAAUGGUUUAGAUUAAGGGCUACAAGCGUGGUCAUUGGGACCAAAGCUUUAUUAAUCACAGGCGAGCGGUACGAAUUAAUGAAGCUUUGAGUCGGAAGUUUGUGAUCAGGCAUUGUAUCCGACACGUGUAGUUGUAAGGUUACCUUGAAAUUGUUUUUGGAAUUUUUUGACUAAAUCACUGAUACGGCAAGUGUAUAGAAUGUGAUGUAAAUACAAUAGUUUGAGAUUUUUGCGGAAGGUCGUGGUCGGUUUUGGUACUAGAAUAAAAAAUUGUAGACUUAGGACUAGGUUACGUAUUUAUUUAUUUAUUUUUAUUUAUAUAUCCAAAAAGACAAUAAUUGCAGUAUGUACCUGUAUAGAAAUAGUUUGUCGAAAUUUUGUAUUGGUAUUCCGAACAAAAUGUAUUUCAAUAAAAGCAACUAUUUUUGUA